Molecule: messenger RNA, 1352 nt
Organism: Eriocheir sinensis (Chinese mitten crab)
Lineage: Eukaryota; Metazoa; Arthropoda; Malacostraca; Decapoda; Varunidae
Product: tRNA pseudouridine synthase-like 1
Exons: 8
Coding region: 290-1339 (349 amino acids)
Biological process (GO): tRNA pseudouridine synthesis
Molecular function (GO): pseudouridine synthase activity; RNA binding
Source: RefSeq, a predicted model, not a curated record
CGGUCCCUGAUACAUAAUUUUGAGUUCAGUAAUUAUAGCUACUGCCCCGGCCAUUAGUGACUCUCUAUGGCACUGCUCUCUCUAAUAACCACUAACUUAAUUAAUUUACCCACAACACAUCGCAACACUAACUAAUUAACACCCACAGUAACACAUAAAAGAUCCCUAACACAUAAAUUUGAAGUGGCAACCAUGUGAGGGUCGUCUGCUGGGGAGGUCACAUGUCUCCCACGCGGCCCAUAGCACACCACCCCGGCAGGUGAUGCGGCAAAGAAGGUGAGGCAGAAGGAUGCAAAGAUACCUGUUCCACUUGGGUUACUGCGGCUCCAGGCUCAGGGGCAUCCAGAGGCAGAGUGCGGAGUUGGAGGAAUUACGAGGCAGUGUUCAGGGCCUGCUGGAGAAGGGUCUGACACUCUUGGACCCAGCCAAUGAGCCGCUUUCCUACUUCUCCAGCCGCACUGACAAGGGUGUCCACGCUGUGUGUAAUACCGCACAUGUGGACCUGCUCUGUAAGGGUGAUGGGGUAUGUUAUGAGCCUAGGAGAGUCACCCACCAUCUAAAUCGGUUCUUUAAAAUCCAUAACACUGACAUUAGGAUCCACAAGACUACACUGGUGCCACAAACCUUCCACGCGCGCUACGAUGCAGUGGGGCGAAGGUACCUCUACCGCUUGGCUGUGACGCCCGAGCACAUAGGAGGCUCGCGGAUGCACCGAGAGAAGUUUACACCAUCUGCCGAGAUCAACCGAGUGUAUCUUGUCAGGCCGCCCUUUGAUCCCGAGAGCCUGGAGCCAGUGUGUCGCCUGCUGGAGGGAACGCACGACUUUGCCUCCUUCGCCAACGCACCUCGUAAGGGCGACCCAAAGAAGGAGACUGUCCGGACGAUACACAGUAUCCGCGUGACCCCAGGCCGGCCGUCGCUGGACCCGAGUUAUGACCCUCUGUACUCGCAACUCCAGUUCUGGGACGUCACCAUCAGGGCGAGUUCCUUCCUCUACAAGCAGGUGCGGCGGACAGUGGGUGCGCUGGUGGGUGUUGCGCAGGGCCGGGUGAACCUCGAUAACAUCCAACACAUGCUGGACAAGCCCUCACACGACAACUGGAUCUGCAGUCACGUGGCUCCCCCGGACGGCCUGUAUCUUCUGGAGGUGGAAUACCCGCCCGACGUGUUCCUGGAGGCGGAGGGAGUGAGUGGAGAGGAGGUGGAAGGGGGUAAGAGAGAGGAAGUGGAAAGUGUGAGAAAAGGAGAGAAAGGAGAGGUGGAGGGGGAGAGUAAAGGAGAAGUGUGUGAGGAGAGAGGAGAGAGUGAGGGAGAGAGUAAAGAAGAGGUGGAGAGGUGAGAGAAUAGAGUGA